Molecule: messenger RNA, 1117 nt
Organism: Hirundo rustica (Barn swallow)
Lineage: Eukaryota; Metazoa; Chordata; Aves; Passeriformes; Hirundinidae
Gene: PRRX1
Product: paired related homeobox 1
Exons: 4
Coding region: 284-1021 (245 amino acids)
Biological process (GO): regulation of DNA-templated transcription
Molecular function (GO): DNA-binding transcription factor activity, RNA polymerase II-specific; DNA binding
Source: RefSeq, a predicted model, not a curated record
ACAGCCGCCCUGCGCCUCUCGGCCGGCGGCAGCUCCCCGCGCCGCCGCCCCGGCGCCCCGAGCCGGCCGCCUCCUCUCCCCUCCGGCAUGUUUUAAGCCCGGCCCGGCCCUGCCCGCUCCCCUUCGGGCUAUCCCUACGCGCCGCCGUCGGGUCCCGUCCCGUCCCGUUCCCCCCGCUCCGCUCCUUGCGCGUUCCCCCCCUCGAAGGGCCGGCGGCUGGGGGGGGGCGCGGGGGCGGUGGGCGCCCGCGGGGGGCGAGGGCAGAAAAGCCCCGCUCGGCACCAUGGCGUCCGGCUAUGCCCACGCCAUGGAGAGGCAGGCCCUGCUGCCCGCCCGCCUCGACGGCCCCGCCGGCCUGGACAAUUUACAAGCCAAGAAGAACUUCUCCGUGAGUCACCUGCUGGACCUGGAGGAGGCGGGAGACAUGGUGGCCGCCCAGGCGGAGGAGGGAGGCGGCGAGCCCGGCCGGAGCUUGUUGGAGUCCCCCGGGCUGACCAGCGGCAGCGACACCCCGCAGCAGGACAAUGACCAGCUGAACUCGGAAGAGAAGAAGAAAAGAAAGCAGAGGAGGAACAGGACUACCUUCAACAGCAGCCAGCUGCAGGCACUAGAGAGGGUCUUUGAGAGGACACACUACCCCGAUGCCUUCGUACGGGAAGACCUUGCACGCAGAGUCAACCUCACCGAAGCCAGAGUUCAGGUGUGGUUCCAGAACCGGAGAGCCAAGUUCCGCCGGAACGAGAGGGCCAUGCUGGCCAGCAAGAACGCCUCUCUGCUCAAAUCCUACUCAGGGGACGUGACGGCCGUGGAGCAGCCCAUUGUACCUCGCCCCGCGCCGAGACCCACUGACUAUCUCUCCUGGGGGACAGCCUCGCCCUACAGUGCCAUGGCCACCUACUCUGCCACGUGUACCAACGCCAGCCCGGCGCAGGGCAUGAACAUGGCCAACAGUAUUGCCAACCUGAGACUGAAGGCAAAGGAAUAUAGUUUACAGAGGAAUCAGGUGCCCACAGUCAAUUAACGACUGGAGGCAGCUGCCUUUGCAGGAGGAGAGAACGCAACAGCACCCGUCCCGCUUCGCAGCUUGUCUGUGCUGAAAGAAAAAGAAACAGAAAAA